This is a messenger RNA of Perkinsus marinus ATCC 50983, 807 nucleotides long. RefSeq lists its product as hypothetical. Bases 1 to 807 code for a protein of 268 amino acids. NCBI's taxonomy places the organism in Eukaryota, Perkinsozoa, Perkinsida, Perkinsidae. Gene Ontology annotation, biological process: mitochondrial RNA processing; regulation of mitochondrial mRNA stability. The transcript has a single exon. The record is from RefSeq and is a predicted model, not a curated record. Gene Ontology annotation, cellular component: ribonucleoprotein granule; mitochondrial matrix. Gene Ontology annotation, molecular function: RNA binding.
AUGUCGUGUAAUGAGGCCUCUGGAGGUGACCUUGCCAACGUCGUUCACAGUCUGACCAUAUCCGGCCUCAACCCUAGGCAAUGCACGGCGACUCUUGCUGUUGUUGCAAAGAGGGUAACUGCUAUGGACUUAUCCCACUCUGGUGUCAUCGAACCCAAACAAUUGGCCGCAGUUUUCUGGGGUUUUGUGAAGCUUGAGUUCACUGAUGACGACGUGAUGACUUACCUCGUCAGAUCAGCAACGGCAAGAAUGGAUGAGUUCAACUCCCAGGACCUCAGUAUGGUCUCCUGGGCUCUCGCCAAGUCCCUGCCUCUCUUGCCCACCGAAGGUUACCACGCAGCUGUGCAGUGCUGCAUAUCUAAGAUUGCGCUCAGGGCAUCGACCGUUUCACUCAGUUCAACACAAGCUGUGACGAACACCUUAUGGGCAUUGGCACGAUGUCGGCAAGCAGGACUAGUGGUCCCUCUGCGUGGGGUCAAGAUGAAGCCGUUGAAGCAGCGAACGUCGCAGAAUGUCGCCAACUACUUGUGGAGUUUGUGCGUCCUGGAGUUGCCCUGUCCUGAUCAGUCGGAGCUCAUUGAUCUCAUCACAAUUGCUUUCACCACGCGUGAGUGCUGUAACGUUGUGUGGGCUCUCGCUCACUGGCCUGAGGCUGCUGACCUUGCCUGGAGCCUACUACCGAGGAUAAUAGAAGAGUCGGCCCAACUGAGCCCAUUAGACAUAGCUAGCCUUAGUAAAGCUGUUGCCAUGGCCGUGGCCGACUCUGGUGCGGAGUCGCUCAAUCGUCCAAUGCAUGUAUGUUUCUGA